AUGGGCGGUGGACCAGGGUUCACGGCAAUAAAAGUCAGUGAAAUAAUUUAUUUAAUCAAAUGCAAAAAAGUUAACGUUGAAAUAUCACAAAAAAAAAAUUGUUUUAACGAACUACCAGUGUUAUACAAUAACAAAACAUUAUUUAUGGCGCCCAAAACACAUAUUUUACAACAAUUUGGAACACAGGUGGACUGCAAUGUACUUCUACCACCUGCAUUCGAAUUGGGCGGUGAUUGGUUUGCCAUUCUACCAAACAUACAGGAAAUUAAGAAACCACAAAAGCUUAAACCAUCCACGUCCUGGACAUGGUCGUACAAAAGUCCGGAUUUUCUUAUGAAUGCCGGUAUAUAUACAAAGGACACAAUGAAAGCUUUUCAACAGCAUAUAUUGUUCCCGCAAGAAGUGAAAGCUGCCACAAAUAAUUUAAUCAGACAAUCUAUGGGAUAUGAUACGACUAAUCAAGGUCUGCAAUUUAAAUAUUUGAUAGACGAAAACACGCUUGGAAAAAUGGUAGAAGAUAAGCUAUUUAAAUUAUGGGGUUGGUUUACGACAAUUGGAACUUUUGUGUCUGGGCUAAUGGGUAUAUUCUUUGUUGCAAAAUUGAUAUUAACACUUGUUGACACAGGUAUUAAUAUUACUUUUUUAUAUCAAACCUUUGGGUGGAGUACAAAGCUUCUAGCGGGAUUUUUUUCUAGCAUUACUCAUAAUCUAUUACUAAGGUCUCAUAAACACAAUAAUUACACUAAAAAUCAAAAGUUUGAUGAAGACUCUUUAGAAAGAAAAAAUGUUCAGCGUCAUAAUAAUAAAGUCAAUAUUUAUCCAAAUUUAAUGGUUUAA
Molecule: messenger RNA, 837 nt
Organism: Macrosiphum euphorbiae (potato aphid)
Lineage: Eukaryota; Metazoa; Arthropoda; Insecta; Hemiptera; Aphididae
Source: the annotation of a GenBank genome assembly